AAGUAGGCCGGUUUCUUCAGUGUGUCGUGUCGCAUCCGCGCGUGCAAGAAGUCAAACAAAAUAACGUUUCGCUCUUUGGUCGAGUCGAGUGGACGUGUGAAAUUGUAAAAAGUUUUCGGUAGUAGUAGUAGUAAACUAUCGACGCCGGGGGUGCAGGCGUCGCGUGCGAAACGCGUCGGAAAGUUGCGAAGAAAGCCGAAAUGACAGGUGGUUUCGGGCUUAACUACCUUCAAAGAGCUGCAAGUGAAACAUUCAGUUCUAGAAUUCACCUGGUACAGAGCGUUUCAUCCCCCUUCAGCAAUCGAUAAACCAAGCGCUACGCCGCCUGCAUUCGAUUAACCAGAGUUUCAGCGACACAAAAAAAUAUAUUACAAUAAUAACAAAAAAAACUUGAUUAAAGUACGAAUAAAGUGAAUCCUCUUCAUUGGAAGACGUUUCUUGAUACUUCUCGCAAACUGCGGCAAAAUGCCAAGGAAUUAUUAUGCGAAGCUUUCGAUUUGAUUCGGUCGCGAGGGAAAAGCGCGUUUUUUGGGGACAAGAAACAGCAGCAGUGGUGUGAAUUGGGACAAGAAAAAAAUUAUUUUUUUUUAAAUAAUCUAAAGUUAAGAAGCGAUGAUGAAUAACCACCGGAAGUCGUCCGGAUGCAAUGGACCAAUUCAAAUGAGUGACGUUUCCGUUAUAGACAAUUGGAAGGACGCUGCGAACAACGGGUAUUUGAAAUCGGGCGCCGUCGAGGAGAGCGUCGGUCCACUCCUAGGGACCAGCGGCCCGGUUACCACCGUCGUCCAGGUUUCCGGUUCCGGUGCACGAACCAUGGUACUGCCGGGAAGGUCGAACUACGCGAAGCAGAAGUGUCUUCUGAUUGCCCUUCUCGCUUUAUCAUUGAUAACAGGCGUCGCACUUCUCAUGCUUAUUAACGUCAGCGACACUUGCAGCUCUACCGGUGUGAAGAACAGCAUGUGUCUAACCGAGGAAUGCGUUCGUACAGCGUCUUCACUUCUAUCCGCGAUGGAUCAUUCGGCGGAUCCUUGCGUCGACUUCUUUCAAUACGCUUGUGGUACUUGGAAUAAACAACACAUCAUUCCGGAAGAUAGGAGUUCCAUUAGCACGUUCGAAGUGAUGGCUGAUCAAUUGCAGAUCAUCCUUAGAGGUGUUUUGGAGGAAGAAAUCAAUGAGUUAGAUAACGAGGCCACCAUCAAAGCGAAGACUUUUUAUGGAACGUGUAUGGAUACUAUGCAGAUUCGGAUGGUGGGCGAUACGCCGUUACGUGCCGUUCUGGAUUCUCUUGGUGGUUGGCCUGUAGCUGUCGAAGGUUGGACACCACCGGACUUCUCAAUCGAGCAACUAUUGGGGCUGAUCCGAGGGACCUACAACGAAGGCAUCCUCGUGGAGCAGUGGGUCGGACCGGACGACCAAAAUAGCUCCGUUAACAUCAUCCAGUUGGAUCAGAUGCAGCUGGCUUUGCCUAGCAGAGAUUACUACCUGAAGGCGAGUAGCGAAGGAGACAUGGAAGCUUACCACAAGUACAUGACCAACAUCGCCCUUCUUUUAGGAGCCAACAAGACGACAGCUACUGAAGAACUUAGAGAAGUCAUCGAGUUCGAAAGACGACUUGCCAAUGCAUCUUUACCGGAAGCCGACAGACAUGAUACCAGUGUAAUUUACAAGAAGUUUACUUUGAAGAAGCUGCAAUCUCUGGUGCCUGAAUUCAACUGGGAGGUUUAUUUGAAGGUGUUCUUAGAUAUUAAGUUCACAGAUGAUGAGCCUGUUGUUGCAUACGGAUUAUCCUACUUCAUCGAAAUGGGGAGGUUGUUGAGGAUCACCGAUAGAAGGGUAAUCCACAACUACGUGAUGUGGAGAUUGAUAAUGGCUUUGGUGCCGCACAUGAUAGACGAUUAUCAAAGGGAACGUGUGGACUUCAGGAAAAUCCUUCUUGGUAUACAAAGUGAGAGGCAUAGGUGGUCCCAGUGCGUCGAGUGGACGAACAAAAAAUUGGGAAUGGCAGUUGGUGCGCUUUUCAUCCACGAAAACUUCAAUCACGAAAGCAAGGAGACGGCUUUGACGAUGAUCCAUACCAUCCGAGAAGCUUUCAAUGAGUUACUCGCAGAGAACCAUUGGAUGGAUGAUGAGACGAGGGCAGUUGCCAAAGAAAAGGCUGACGCUAUGAACGAGAGGAUAGGAUAUCCCCAGUUGAUCACCGACAAGGAAGAACUCAUCAAGGAAUACGCAACACUCAACAUAAGCAAUGACGGCUUCAUGUCCAAUAUUUUGAACGUCCUGAAAUUCGACGCAGAGCAGAAUCUCCAGAAGCUACGAUUACCGGUUGACAAAGACAAAUGGUCCACGGAACCUGCGGUAGUUAAUGCCUUCUACAAUCCCAACAAAAAUGAUAUUGUGUUUCCUGCCGGUAUUCUUCAGCCUCUCUUCUACAGCCAGCAUUUUCCAAAAUCCCUCAACUACGGCGGGAUCGGUGUGGUAAUUGGCCACGAAAUCACGCACGGAUUCGACGAUAAAGGUCGUCAAUUUGAUAAGGAAGGAAAUAUGAUGCAGUGGUGGAACAACGCUACGAUCAAGGCUUUCAGGGAGAGAGCCCAAUGCAUCAUAGACCAGUAUUCCAGGUACAAGAUCGAAGAGGUUGGUCUAUACGUCAAUGGCAGAAUGACCCAAGGAGAAAACAUCGCUGACAACGGUGGCUUAAAGCAGGCUUUCAGAGCUUACCGGAAAUGGGUAUCAGAACACGGUGAAGAACCGGAACUUCCGGGAUUGAACUUGACGCACAACCAGCUGUUCUUCCUCAAUUACGCACAGAUCUGGUGCGGAUCAAUGAGACCUGAAGAUGCUCUGACGAAGAUCCGCUCGAGCGUACACUCUCCGGGUCCUAUCCGUGUCCUGGGUCCUCUUUCCAACUCCCUGGACUUCGCGAAGGCCUUCCAGUGUCCUCUUGGAUCCCCGAUGAAUCCCACGAACAAAUGCAGCGUGUGGUAAAUAUCGAAGGAACGAUGAUGACCGCUCGUCGGAGAUGGAGUGGCUUAAUUAGAUUGAUGGAUCGUUAAAAAAAAUUAAAGUACAUGGAAGAGCAACAAGCGCAACACGAGCUUUGCCAGGGUUGAUUACCUGAUGGACGCAACAGGCUGACAAGAAUUUCCUCUUCAAAUCUAUCUCUUUUUUUUAAAUCUAAAACCUCGUCUAUUUAAUCGACUCGUCACAAACGCAGGUGGCGCAUUGUAAUCCUAGAUACAAGCAAACAUAUUAAUAAUUAUUAAUGUAUUUAAGACGUAAGUUUAUAAGAGUGUAUCUAAUUUUUAAGUGCAAUUCUCUUACUACUAGGAAUAAGUUUUUUUUUUUUUUAAACAAAUUAUUAUUUAUUUAUCUAAGGUUUUCAUACUCGUAAGUGAUUGUACAAUCGCUUAGUACUUACCACUAAUUAUUUAUGA
Messenger RNA from Nicrophorus vespilloides, 3434 nucleotides. RefSeq names its product neprilysin-2-like. Gene Ontology annotation, cellular component: plasma membrane. Gene Ontology annotation, molecular function: metalloendopeptidase activity. The coding region runs from base 613 to 2985 and encodes 790 amino acids. The transcript has 13 exons. Lineage: Eukaryota; Metazoa; Arthropoda; Insecta; Coleoptera; Silphidae. The record is from RefSeq and is a predicted model, not a curated record. Gene Ontology annotation, biological process: protein processing.